AUGGGCCCCUACGUGCCUCCAGGCCAAUCGCCACCAUUUGAGGUAGUCGAUGACCUUCACCACGGAGCAUUGAUUAUUAUAUCUACAGCACUGGGCCUAGUAGUCUCACUUGCCUGCUUUUUAAUCCGACUUUAUGUGAGGUUAAUGUUAAUUCCGCCGUUCGCACGAGAUGACUUUGUCCUACUGGGCGCAACAGUAUUCGGAGUCAUCCAGUCGAUCCUAGUAUUCUUCGCCUGUUCAAGAGGAUUCGGCACAUCACUCUCCCUACUUAGAGAGAACCGACUAAACCAGAUCCAAGAUUUAAUGGCCACAAGCGAUGUAUUCGCUUUAGUAGUAAUCUACCUCUCGAAAUGCUGCGUCAUCGCAAUCUACCUUCGCCUCACACCACAAAAACCACAUAAUAAAGCGUCUUGGGCUACUCUCGCCCUUUGCACUGCCUGGCUGAUUCCUGCUAUUCUCAUAUUAUUGAUUGGCUGCGAGUUGAAUAGACCCUGGAGGUUGCAAGGUGGACAAUGUCAUAAUUUGUUUAAGCGAUGGCAAUUCAUAGCAGCAGUCGACAUAAUCACCGAACUCAUAAUCUUUUUCUUAGCUGUCGCACUACUGGAAGGUCUCUUCAUGUCAAUAAAACGCAAGCUAGGAAUCGGCUUCGCAUUUAUGUUCCGGUUUCCUCUCAUAAUAUUUACACUCCUCCACAUCUCCACCCUCCACACUACGCUAAAAGAAAACGACAUCACCCUCGCCGCCGUUAGACCCUCCAUGUGGCUACAAGCACAAAUGCACUAUUCCCUGGUCGCAUGCAGCGUAUUCUGUCUUCGACCCUUCAUGGCAGCCGUGAGCACAAAUUAUGGGACAGCGGGAGACACGAAUCUUGAGAGUAGUGUGUCAGCGUCACGAUCACGCGAGACGAAGGGGAGUUCGAACUCGAAUUCCAAAGUGGCGGGAUCAAAUUCAGCGUCUCGAUCUGGGUCUUUCUCUCGGGUUCGGAGAAAGAGAGCUGGGACCAGUGUUUCAAGAGUGCUGAGAUCGGGGUCAAAAGAGGAGCUUUGUCGGGAUCAUUAUGUGCAUGGCGGAGUCGGUGAUGGGGAUGUAAUAUACUUGGACACUGGUCGAGAUGGGUUGAAGAGACGAUCGCCGGUUCCUGGACAAAGUGUGAAGGAGUGUGACGUGGAGGUGCAAGCUCCGCUGCGACGAUCUCUUUUCCCACUUUCUGGGGCUAAUGUCAAGACUGAUAAAGGGAAGGUUGGAGGAAGGGGGACGGGGACAGGGUCUACACUGGAGUUUGAGCCUGGUUCUGAUUGUAUUGAACUGAUGCCACAGUUGCAUAGGCAGUAUGGACGUCCAGAGGAGACGGCGUCAACUGACGGCGAUGUUCCAGAGAAGAUGGUUAUUCGGAAGGAUGUUGCAUACUCGGUUGAGUUUGAGUAUGAUGAUGAAACACCAGGACAGAGGGUUUCGAAGCAGAGUUCCACUGAUGCGAUGGCUUAUGUGUAA
This is a messenger RNA of Penicillium malachiteum, 1491 nucleotides long. RefSeq lists its product as uncharacterized. NCBI's taxonomy places the organism in Eukaryota, Fungi, Ascomycota, Eurotiomycetes, Eurotiales, Aspergillaceae. The record is from RefSeq and is a predicted model, not a curated record. The transcript is spliced from 5 exons. Bases 1 to 1491 code for a protein of 496 amino acids.